This is a messenger RNA of Trifolium pratense (red clover), 688 nucleotides long. RefSeq names its product B3 domain-containing protein At4g01580-like. Lineage: Eukaryota; Viridiplantae; Streptophyta; Magnoliopsida; Fabales; Fabaceae. Gene Ontology annotation, molecular function: DNA binding. The transcript is spliced from 2 exons. Bases 11 to 688 code for a protein of 225 amino acids. The record is from RefSeq and is a predicted model, not a curated record.
UGAAAGAAUUAUGUCUUCUCAUUGUUCUCAAGAACUUAAUCAUGAAAGUCUUGGUGUCCACUUUUUCAAGAUUAUUCUUCAAACUACCAUUCAACAAGGAAAAUUGAGAGUGCCAAUAAGUUUUGUGAGAAGGCAUUGGAAAGGAAUAACAAACCCAGUUACCCUAAGGCUUCCAAAUUUGACUGAAAAGAAAGUUUUUUGGGAGAAAACUAGUGAUUAUGAUGUUUGGUUUUGCAAUGGUUGGAAAGAAUUUGCAAAUUAUUUGUCUUUGGGUGAUUCAGAAUUUUUGGUGUUUCGAUAUCAACGAAAUUCGCUCUUUAAUGUGAUUGGGUUCAGAAAAUGUGGAUUAGAAAUAAAAUAUCCUUUAAGAGAAACUACAGAAGAAUCUCAAGACGAUGAAGAGAACGACUGUCCUGUGACGACGAUCAUUAAUGAUCAUUCAUCAUUGCGGGUUAAAAGGCCAAAAUCUCCAUCACCGUCUUCGAAUGUUUGUAAGAAGAUAAUCAACCCAAAAACAGGAAGUAGUUGUGAUUAUCUUAAGAAGAGAAGCAGAGUUUUGUCUGAGAAAGUGAAGAAAAACUUUGUCUCAGAUGAUAAGGACUUCUUUACAUGUAUGAUCCUAAAGACAUACAAUGGGAGAGAUCUGUUGGUAACUAACUAUCAUUUGAUCACCAUUUUUUUUGUUUGA